Molecule: messenger RNA, 3981 nt
Organism: Brugia malayi
Lineage: Eukaryota; Metazoa; Nematoda; Chromadorea; Rhabditida; Onchocercidae
Gene: Bma-che-11
Exons: 30
Coding region: 1-3981 (1326 amino acids)
Biological process (GO): intraciliary retrograde transport
Cellular component (GO): ciliary basal body; intraciliary transport particle A; axoneme
Molecular function (GO): protein binding
Source: RefSeq, a predicted model, not a curated record
AUGUCUGUAUUAGUUGGUGAGAAAGUUGAUGAUGGAAAAAAUGGCGCAAAUAGUAAUGGUGAUGAUGAUAUAGAGCAUGAAUUAAUGGAAUGGCAUGCAACGAGUGGAUUACUUGCUAUAACAACAUAUCGCGCAAAUGUCGGAAGUGAAAUUAACUUUUUCACUCAUCAAGCUAAUAAAAGUAAUUAUUUACCUAUUCGUAAAAGUAACGCACGUGUAAUGUACUUAUGUUGGCAUCCUAUAAUUGAUAUUAUUGCAACAAGUUGGGAUUCCGGUGAUGUGAUAAUCCGUUUUAUUCAAAAUGAUAAAGAUUUUUCGCUUCCAAAUGAAAAUACAUCAAAUGAUGUGAUAAAAUGUAUGUUAUGGGGUGUAAUUGAGCUAAAAAUAUGUAUUGUUAAAAAGAUUAAAAUGAGUGGAAAAUGGCCAAACUUUCAAAUGAUAAUGAUAAGAAAUGAUAUGCUUGCUAUGUGUAAUGGUGAAAAUGAAAUAAGAAUUUGGGAUUUAAAGAAUGAUAUGAAUGGAACUGUAUCACUACGAACAGCAAAAAGUUUCAGUGCAACUGAUACUAUUACUUGUUUAUCAUAUUCAAAUAUUAAAGAUUGUUUAUCAGCUGGUACCGUCGAUGGUAAAAUUGCUAAUUGGAAACAUUGUCGAAUAGAUGAAGAAAAAUUUGAUAAACAAUGGAUUUUACAAGAAGCUGUAUACAUUGGUUCUAAAGUGAAAAUGAUCAAUUGGUCAACAAUUUCUGGUAUUCUUGCUGUUUCGACUGGAUUUGCUGUAACAUUACUGAAAGAACAACCAAUUCUUUCAUAUAUGAAUAAAAAUAGGGCAGUAAUACAAUCAGGUUCAAAAAAACUUACCUUAAUAUGUUUACAAUCAAUCGAGCAGUACGAUAUACAGGUAUCAAUCACUCCAAAAGGAGUUCAUAUAGACGAAAAACACCUGGCAAUUUGGGAUGAUCAACAAAUAUAUUUAUAUGAAAUAAUUAAUGAAUCGAAUUCAAAAUUAAAUGUACAAUUGGCAUCAAAUUUUAAUUGUUCCGUUUCAUCUGUUGUUGUUUAUCAAAAGAAUGUUUGUUGUAUCGAAGAUGACAAAAUUAGAAUUCGAACAUUUCAGGGUACUGUUAAACAGGUAAUAUCGUUGCCCGAAAUAGAAGGUAAUCCAAUAAUGAUUGAUAUUAAUAAUAAUUGGAUAUGUAUUGCUAGUACUAAUGGUUUUAUACGUAUUUAUGAUCUAUCUGUAAGAGAAGCACGACAGCAAUAUCAUUCGAAAGAUAUUUCAAAAACGGUUCAAGAUUUCAAAUAUUUUUUACAUAUUAAACUUAACAAAAUGGGUAAUCGUGUUAGCUUCACUUAUUGCAUCGAUGAUAGUAAAAAUGUUUAUCCAGGUAUUAUGGUUUGGGAUGCUGAUUCAGAUGUAAUUUCAAAUUUUAAUUUUUUAACUGGUAUGACUGAUCAGCAACAAUAUGAAGCAAAUGCUAAUGCUUCUUCACUUGCUGCUAGCAAACGACCAAAUACUGCUGUUGCACGUAAAAUUCAACAAGAGCAAAUACGAUAUCGUCUUCCGGAUUAUCUACCCGGUUUUCAUUGCUGGGACAGUAAUGAUUCACGUUAUUUGAUAUGUGAAGCUAAUCAUCGCAAACCAAAUACAGGACCGAAUUACUUAUUAUCAAUAUUUGUAACAUCAGAAGAUGGCUUACAUAUGCAAGAUUUACAAUUGAAAUCAAGAAAUUCUGAAAUUUUACUCGGUUGCACAGUACCAUAUAUUUACUUUAUCCGCUCGGAUAAUGAUGAAAAUGAUAUUAGCAAUAACGAAAUGAAUAUUGGAAAUUUACUAUUGCGUCAAAUUUUUCGCCAAUUCAUUGGACUUGAAAAUUCUGAUCCAACAACAAACGAAGCAAUGAUGAAUUUUUCAUAUUAUAUGACAGUUGAUAAAAUGGAUGAAGCAUUUAAAGCUAUCAAAUUUAUUAAAAGUGAAAAUGCUUGGGAACAUAUGGCGCAUAUGUGCGUUAAAACGCAACGUCUUGAUAUAGCCUUGCUAUGUCUCGGAAAUAUGGGACAUGCAAGUGGUGCAAGAGCUUUAAAAAAAUCUAUGAAAAAUGGUGAUCCAAUAGAAGUUCAAGUGGCUAUUUUAGCCAUUCAAUUAGGCCUUUUGGAUGAAGCGCAAGCACUUUUUACAAGUUGUGGUCGAUAUGAUUUAGUCAAUCGUCUUUUGCAAACACGAAAUCGUUGGGAUGAAGCAUUUAAAAUUGCGGAAAAGUAUGAUCGAAUACAUUUACGUAAUACAUAUUAUAAUUAUGCAAAUUAUCUCGAAUCAAUUAAUUCCACUGAUGCAGCAAUUGAAAACUAUGAAAAAUCAGGCACACAUUGCUUUGAAGUACCACGAAUGCUAUUUGAUCGUCCUAAAAUGCUUGAAGCAUAUGUGAAGAAAACAAAACAUUCAGGUGUACAAAAAUGGUGGGCUCAAUAUAUGGAAAGUAAAGGUGAUGUAAAAUCAGCGUAUUUAUAUUAUCAGUAUGCUAAAGAUUAUUUAUCAGUUGUUCGAUUACUUUGUCGUGAUAAUAAUAUCGAUGAAGCAAUUGAAAUAGCAAAUAGUAGUGGUGAUAAGGCGGCUUGCUAUCAUUUAGGACAAUAUUUUGAAGCGCAUAAUGAUCCAAAUAUGGCAGUAAUGUUCUUCACGAAAGCGCAUGCAUGCAGUAAUGCAUUACGCCUUGCUAAAGAAAAUAAUAUGACGGAUAAAAUUGCUAAUCUAGCUUUAAUGGCUGGUGGAAAUGAAUUAGUUGAAGCAGCACAAUACUAUGAAAAUAUACCUGGACAAACUGAUAAAGCUGUCAUGUUAUAUCAUAAGGCAGGUAUGAUUAAUCGAGCACUUGAUCUGGCAUUUCGUACUGAUCAAUUUAGUGCAUUAGAUUUGAUUACUAAUGAGCUAGAUGAAAAUUCGGAUCCACGAAUACUUGAACGAGCUGCGGAAUUUUUCAAAAAUAAUCAACAAUAUAACAAAGCAGUUCAACUUUUAGCAUACUCCAAAAAGUAUUUCGAAGCAAUUGAUUUAUGCAAACAAAAAAAUGUUCCAAUGAAUGAAGAAUUAGCCGAAGUAUUGACACCUUCGAAAGGUGAAAUAACGGAUGAAUCUAAUCGGAAAAAACUUCUCGAAUUAAUAGCAGAAUGUUGCGUACAACAACAAAAUUAUCAUUUUGCAGCAAAAAAAUACACUCAAGCUGGAAAUAAAUUAGAUGCUAUGCGAUCAUUAGUGAAAUCAGGCGACACUGCAAGAAUUGUAUUUUUUGCAAAUGCUGCAAGAAAAAAGGAAAUUUAUAUUUUAGCAGCAAAUUAUUUGCAAACAUUGAACUGGAAAGAAGAUUGUGAUUUAAUGAAACAAAUUGAAUUAUUUUACAAUAAAGCUAAUGCAUAUGAACAUUUAGCAAGCUUCUAUGAAGCAUGUGCUCAGGUUGAAAUUGAUGAUUAUCGUGAUUAUAAUAAAGCAGCUGAUGCACUUAAUGAAGCAUUGCAGUGUAUUGCAAAAGCAUUACAAAAUAAUCCUAAAAAUCAGGAAUAUUUAAUGGAAAAGCAAACUGAAUUAUAUCAAACUAUUGGAAAUAUUAAAGAAUUCAUUCAAAUUAGAACUAUUUAUGAAUUGGACCCAAUUGAUGCAAUUCGACAGUUAGAAGCAUUUGCAGAUGAUAAACAAGUUUGUAAGAAUAUACGACUUGGUGACAUCUAUGCUGUGAUGAUUGCAUACAAUGUUCACAAGGAAAACUACAAAAAAGCAUAUUCACUAGUACAGCAAUUGAAGGAUCGUGAACCAAGCAUCGAGCUAAAUCGCUAUAUCAACAAGGAAAUACAAGAUAUCAUUUGUGAAAAAUUGAAGUUAUCAUCUUUUAUUACUGAUAACAAAAAUCUAUCAGAAUGUGAUAAUGAUCAACAAUCUACUAAUGAUGAAGAAGUGGAUUAUAGCUAUGCAAUGAAGCGAAAUUUUCAAUAG